GCACGUUUUCGUCCCGGGAAAAAUGUACGGUCCAACAAAAAGAUCGUGGUGAUUGCAACUCUAUUGUGUGUGCACUAAGCUGAAUGUGUGAUUAAAAAAGAAAAACUUUUCGCGCCUUUUGGUGACAGUUUUUUGUUUUAGUGAUUAGUGGGAAAGACUUGCAAAGAUGUCCGCGCCAUGGAGCAACGGCUGUGUGAGUGGCCAGCGGGCGCUGAGGGCGCGCCUAGGGCCAUCUCGCGGCUAGAGGGCCAGAUUGAAGAACAGAAACAACUAAGACUCCAAGACGCGAAGCAGGUAGAAGCGAAAGCGGCCCGAAUCAAAGAGUGGGUGACGAACAAACUCCGGGAGUUGGAGCAGCAGAACCAGCUCCUCCGGGAACAGAACGACCGCUGCAACCAGCAAUUAGAACUGUUAAGGAACCACAUAGCAGCUCAGGGAAGCAGGAAUUGUGCUCUUCCAAUCAACUCAUCGGAGCCCCACUACAGUACGCCAGUGAGGCACAGGCGGAACCUUUCCAUCGGUACUACCAACCUAGCCACCACCGUCAGCACUGCCAACCAAACGGCCUUGAACACCAUGAAUAGAACUAUGGAUGAGAGGACCACUGCCAGUCUACUGGCCGAUGAUUUAGCGACGGCAGUAGAAAAUUUAGUCGUGCUUCCAACGACGCCGAAUACAUCUACAGACGGCGACACAACCCAUGACUAUGCAGAGAUAUACACGCCAAGUAGAGAACGAACGCCAGCCUGGCAAGGGGCAGUGAACGUGGUGGUGCAAGGCAACAGUCGCGGAGGCUCCUCCACCGGGGACAGCUCGGCCUCCGAGCAGCCGCGCCCGCCCACGCCGCCGCUGCACCGCUUCCCCAGCUGGGAGGCCAAGAUCUACCAGUGCAAACUCGCUCGCUCGUACACGCCAGCCUGGCAAGGGGCGGUGAACGUGGUGGUGCAAGGCAACAGUCGAGGAGGCUCCUCCACCGGGGACAGCUCGGCCUCCGAGCAGCCGCGCCCGCCCACGCCGCCGCUGCACCGCUUCCCCAGCUGGGAGGCCAAGAUCUACCAGGUACGGUGCAAACUCGCUCGCUCGUACACGCCAGCCCGGCAAGGGGCAGUGAACGUGGUGGUGCAAGGCAACAGUCGCGGAGGCUCCUCCACCGGGGACAGCUCGGCCUCCGAGCAGCCGCGCCCGCCCACGCCGCCGCUGCACCGCUUCCCCAGCUGGGAGGCCAAGAUCUACCAGUGCAAACUCGCUCGCUCGUACACGCCGGCCUGGCAAGAGACAGUGAACGUGGUGGUGCAAGGCAACAGUCGAGGAGGCUCCUCCACCGGGGACAGCUCGGCCUCCGAGCAGCCGCGCCCGCCCACGCCGCCGCUGCACCGCUUCCCCAGCUGGGAGGCCAAGAUCUACCAGGUACGAUGCUACAGCCGACAACAGAAAGCGAAUAGGUGCAAACUCGCUCGCUCGUACACGCCAGCGUGGCAAGGGGCGGUGAACGUGGUGGUGCAAGGCAACAGUCGCGGAGGCUCCUCCACCGGGGACAGCUCGGCCUCCGAGCAGCCGCGCCCGCCCACGCCGCCGCUGCACCGCUUCCCCAGCUGGGAGGCCAAGAUCUACCAGGUGGCAGACGACGGCCUCCAACAAUCGGUGGAGGGCGAAUUAAGCCCGCCGCCGUGCCCGCGGCCCAUGCACGAGUCUACCAGCUACCAGGACAUAUCCGUCCCUGUAUACGCCACUGUUAAAGGGCGCGCUAGUCAGAUAAGGUCAAUGCCCUUCACGGGCGAUUCAUCAGACGAUUCGUCGGAUGGCGAAGAGUCAAUGGGCGUCACUGUACAUAACACGCCACACCAUCAAUUUGGUGCACAAACAUCAAGCCAAAUGAACAUGCCUAUCAACAACGUGAAUCUCACAAGCGUACUGCCAGCCUCCAUACAACAAACGUCGAGCCAUCCUCUAGUACUGACCAACAGUGCUAACGGACAGUGCAGUUCGUCUGACACCAGUUUGAGUGCGAGCAGUCCGUCGAAAAGCGUCAAAACAAGUUCCAGUUUGAGUCCAGCGAAAAGGUCUAGCAGUGGAUCGCCAAGUAAACAAAGCAAAACUAGAGUACUGACCAACAGUGCUAACGGACAGUGUAGUUCGUCUGACACCAGUUUGAGUGCGAGCAGUCCGUCGAAAAGCCAGGCUUCCAGCCAUACUCUAGUACUGACCAACAGUGCUAACGGCCAGUGCAGUUCGUCGGACACCAGUUUGAGUGCGAGCAGUCCGUCGAAAAGCGUCAAAACCAGCUCUAGUUUGAGUCCAGCGAAAAGGUCUAGCAGUGGAUCGCCGAGUAAACAAAGCAAAACUAGAGACACAUCAUUCGAGUCCGGCAUGUCAGACGACUAUGCCAUCCCACCUGACGCAGUCUCGUGCGACAGUAUGGCGUCACCAUCUCUGGCAUCGUUAUGCCGGGCCCCACCUGCCACUGACUCGCCAAGACGACACGACGCGUUGGAGAAGAGCGGCCAUCUUGCCAAGCUUGGCGGGAAGCUGAAGACUUGGCGGAAGAGAUGGUUUGUCCUCAAAAACGGCACGCUAUCUUACUGGAAGUCUCAAUCAGAAGUCAACAGGAAGCCGCAAGGUCAGAUAGGGCUCGGCGAGGCUUGCAAGAUCUCCCGGAACGAAGGCGCGGCUACCUUUGAGAUCUUCACAGGGAGUCGGACCUACUACCUGACUGCUGAUAGUAUCGCAACUAUGGAGGAUUGGAUCAGGGUGCUACAAAAUGUCCAAAGGCGGAACGCGACCAAACUGCUUCUCAGCAAGGAGGACAACAAGCCCACCAUUCAGGGCUGGCUCACGAAGGUCAAGAACGGCCACGCCAAGAAGAGCUGGUGCGUGCUCAUCGGCAAGAUGUUCCUGUACUUCAAGUCGCCGGGUGACCAGAACCCAACCGGCCAAAUCAACAUGCGUGACGCGCGAGUGGAAGACGUAGAACAUGUUUCAGACUCGGACUCGGAAGAGAAGAACGACGACACGCGCAACCACCUUACUGUGGCUAUCUACCCGCAGCACCAGGGUCCAACGUACCUAUUAUUCGAAAGCAAAGCAGACAAGGACUCCUGGUUAUACCAUUUGACCGUGGUUAGCGGAGGCGGAUUGAGCCAGGGCACGCACUUCGAACAGCUGGUUCAGAAGCUGAUGGAGACGGAUGGCGAUCCCAAUUGUGUGCUAUGGCGGCAUCCAACGCUGCUGUAUUCAAAGGAGAACAUCACAUCCCCUCUGACGUCACUCAACUCCGAGGCGCUGCAGGCGGAAGCAUUAAAACUAUUUAAGUGCGUCCAACUCUUCAUGUCGGUAGCCGUUGAGCACGCAGGCAUCGACUACCACGUGGUGCUCGCUCAGAACGCGUUACAGCAAUGCCUGGAAGUAGCGGAGCUCCAAGACGAGCUGGCGUCAGCGUUGGCCCGUCAGACCACGCCUCACACGCACACCAAACACGGCGUGCAGGUAACGCCCGCGACUGCGCGACGUAACAUAAACGUUAAGGCCGCCAAGCUUAAGAAUAUCCCCACACAGUUAUUAGAAAUAAAGCCCCCCGUAUACGGUCCGACGAACACCAACAUUUCAUUUGUCCAGCAACUGCUACUGUGCGCGACUCAGUCGCUGUUCACUUGCGACACGGGUGCCUCGUCGGUGGGCAGCGAUAACAAGAGCGGGGACGUACAACCUAACGCCGCGGGCUCGCCUAGCUCGAUACAGGCUCCGCUCCUAUCUGUGGACUGCAAAAGCAACCCGCCCACGUACAGCUUCGUGCAAGGCUGGCAACUUCUGGCGCUGGCGGUGAGCCUCUUCGUGCCAAGGAACAAUCGCUUGCUGUGGUACUUGAAGCUGCAUCUCAGCAGGCACUCAGAUUCCAAAACGGAGUGCGGCAAAUACGCUGCGUACUGUGCGCGC
Ostrinia furnacalis (Asian corn borer) is the source of this 3930-nucleotide messenger RNA. RefSeq lists its product as uncharacterized. The annotation marks the transcript as partial. The record is from RefSeq and is a predicted model, not a curated record. NCBI's taxonomy places the organism in Eukaryota, Metazoa, Arthropoda, Insecta, Lepidoptera, Crambidae. The transcript is spliced from 25 exons. Gene Ontology annotation, cellular component: cytoskeleton.